GGCACAAGUGCUUCGAUAUUUGCGUGCUCACAUAUUAUCAUUAUAGCAAACAAAGCUGAUCGAGCACGAAUCCGCGUUGAGCACAUCAUUCGAGAAGAUUAUCUCGUAGAAGCUUUCGAAAUUCUGGAGAUGUAUUGCGAUCUACUUCUGGCGAGAUUCGGUUUGAUAGAGCAGAUGAAGACCUUGGAUGAUGGCAUUGCAGAAGCCGUGAUCAGCAUAAUGUGGGCUGCCCCACGGAUAGCUACGGACAUUGCGGAAUUCAAAGCUAUAAGCGACCAACUCACUAUAAAGUACGGAAAACCAUUUGCUGAAGCUGCUCGAGCAAACCAGUUGGAAUUUCCAGCCAAAGUUUCGCCGAAGUACAUGAUAGAGAUAGCGGCAAGCGCUGGUGUGCCGUUUGUGCCAGACCCCGAUGUGAUGCGAGACGAUGAAGUUGCUCAAGCAGAGAAAAUGCUUAUCGAUUUCAAGCAAGCUGGUGCCACAGGAUUCAAUGGUGGACCAACUGUACUUCCACCGCCUCCACCUUCUUCGACAGAUGUGAGAGGGUUCUAA
Messenger RNA from Cooperia oncophora, 552 nucleotides. The record is from the annotation of a GenBank genome assembly. Lineage: Eukaryota; Metazoa; Nematoda; Chromadorea; Rhabditida; Trichostrongylidae.